UGUCUGAGUAGGAGUGAGGUAAAUGAAGUUAACCGAGCCGCUUUAGGGCUGUUCUUCUUAUAAAUGCAAUAAGGGAGGACGUGCUACUCGCUCUACAGGUUGGUGGACUACAAUAUAAUGUUUACGUAGAUGUAUAGACUCCCCAGUCUUCGCACUUUGUUGUUGUGAACUGGCCCUGUCCUAAAUGCAAAAGUCUAUUCAUUGUCACCGUAUUUCAUAUGCUAACCUGUGAUAUCACUGUUACUGGGUGGUCUGUUUUUGAUAGUUUUUUCCUCUUGAACAAUAUAAAAGCUGGUGCACUUUUAUUGACAGUAUUGCUCUGUGACUAACUGGUUAAAUAUUGCAUCUGUGCGAUCAUAAACCCUAACUGAAAUUUACUUUAUUUCUCUGUGGUCUGUUUAUAUAGGCUUUUUUUAAGGUAUAAAACAGCUUAAUGCAUGUCAGCUAAGUUUUCAUCAGUUAAGAGUUUGUACAUUUGUAUGAAUGGUAUGUAAGAUGGGUGUAGAAAUAAGCUGAAGAUCUUGAAAUUGAAAAUCUUUGCACAAAUUAAAUAAGUUUGAUAUUUAAAUUCAAGUCAGAUUUUAACUAAAUAAUUAAAUAAAUAAAUAUAGUUUGUCCCAUGGAUCUUCUUUCUCUACUUUUACAGUUGGUACUUUUUAUUGGGUGACUUUUUUCUUUUGAGUGCAAGAUCAUCUCACGUCUAUCUGGAUUAUGCUUUUAUGCUAAUGCUUAUUAUUGAAGAGUGCAUCCUGCAUUUACAUUUAAUUUUCUGUAUUAGCUGCUUUGAUUAAACUCAUUGUUUGUCAGUGAAAUUAACAGCCUGGCUUCAAAAAUCUUGAUUUUUCCAGCGAACUCUGGUCAUUUAUGUGAAAUUAUAUUAGACGGUACUUUUCCCCUUUGUACUGAAAAUAUCACUUUAAAUGUGAGGAGAUGUUACUUUUGUCAUUCAGUAAAGAAAAAACCUUUUCAAACACUUGCAGGCAUUCAAAAGCCAAGUCAUAAAAGCCUCCUUACCAGCUUUCAUUACGUCACACACCACUUGGGGUAAAACUGGGUGUUUGAAAUUGUUAUAACCUUGUUAUAUGAAUCACAUACGUAAUCAGUGGGAUUACUUGUGUUUGAGGGUUUAAGUAUGAAGGACCUCUGUUGCACAAAGCUUUCAGUUCGGUCCUGUUUGCUGUUGAACAUUCCAAGACAUAAUCAGAUUAGAGACAAAAUAAUCUUUGAACAGCAAUGAAUCAAAUAUGCCCUGCAUGGUUUAGUUUGUCACCUAGUUGUUGAGUUUUAAUUUAUUGUUCAGAGCAAUAGAGGGUUACUUCUAUGCAGAAAGUAGAAGGAAACAACAGAGAAAACAUUAAGAUUAUGUAUAAAAAAUCUCAGACUACAAUGCAAUCCAAUCCAGUUUCUGAAAGUGUUCAAGGCAAAGAAAGCAAAGACAGGCUCGUGUACACCCACCCUUUCUGUUUUAAUGACUUAAUCACAAAAUAAUGUCUGUUUUCUACACAGAAUUUAGCUUGACUGCUUGAGUCUCAAAGCCAGAGGUCAAUCGACAUGGGAACCAGGAGGGUGCUGAUAACUGGAUGCUCUUCUGGCAUCGGCCUCGCUGUAGCUGCACGUCUGGCCAAGGAUGAGCUUAGACGGUUUAAAGGUAAGCCAUUGACUCCCCACAACCAAAACGUUGUAGAUGCUUGAAGAGCUUAGAGGCCCUGACAGAUGCUCUGUUCAUUGUUUAUCUGAGACAGUGGUUGCGACAAUGAGGGACCUCAACAAACGGGGGCCCUUGGAAAGAGCGGCAGGUGACUCCCUGAAUAAAACCCUGGAAAUCAAAGAGUUGGAUGCGUGUAGUGAAGAAUCCAUCAGAGAGUGUGUCAACAGCCUGCCAGACAGACGGGUGGAUAUUCUUGGUCUGUCUCCUCUGAAUUGUGUUGUUAACAGUUUUUAGAUAAAAUGUAUCUUUCCACAGACUCACAAUGUUGUAUGAUGCUCUACCGUUACAGUGAACAAUGCUGGUGUUGGCAUGAUAGGACCUCUGGAGUGCCAGAGUAUCUCUGAUAUGAAGGAGCUCUUCGACACAAACUUCUUCGGCCUGGCCCGGCUGGUUAAGGAGUUGCUACCUGACAUGAAACGCAGGCAGAGCGGCCAUAUUGUGGUGAUGAGCAGCGUCAUGGGAAUACAGGGUGGGUUAUUGUGUCUGUGACAUUAAGGAUCAAGUCAAUAAUUGAAAGACAGUUUAGAGAUUAAUAACAGAGUUCUUAUGUCCUCUCAGGGCUGUUGUUCAAUGACGUCUACUCUGCCUCCAAAUUCGCUGUGGAAGGAUUCUGUGAAAGUUUGGCAGUACAAGCAAUGAAGUUUAACAUCAAGUAAUUCCAUCAGACUUCUAACUAUUGCUCUAAUAACAAACUUGAACAGUAGUGUUGUUGGGUCAGAACUGUCCACAACAAUAAGAGUUUUAAAACUUGAUGUAAUAAUUGUAAUAUUUGCCCUCUUAAAUGCUUAUUUUAUUCCUCUGCUUCAAGGAUGACUCUAGUGGAGCCUGGACCUGUGGUGACAGAGUUUGAAAGGAAGGUGUAUGAGGAUGCUGACAAGAUGGACCUAUCAGGGGCAGACGAGGAAACCGUUAAAAUCUUCCGUGAAGUCUACAUACCGUACUCUAAAAAGAUUUUUGCCUCACUGGGCCAGACGCCUGAGGAGGUGGCAGAGGCAAGUGUGGAAAGUUUUGUUUCUAGCUGGUUGAUUUGCCAGUUAAAUGAUGAGAAAGUGAAAAUAAUUUUAUUUUAUUCCUCACACAGGAAACUCUUCAAGUGAUUACAGCCAAAGAGCCUCCUCUGCGUCACCAGACCAACCGCCUGUACAUGCCUUUGACAGCUCUGAAGCAUGCGGACCCGACUGGCCGGCUGCCUCUGGACACCUUCUAUAAGAUGACUUUUAAUCACGACAGACUAUUUAAUGCUUCUCUAGGAGUGCUGCGCUUACUGCAGAGGAAAUCGAAAAAGUUAUAAAGAUUUGGCUG
Molecule: messenger RNA, 3010 nt
Organism: Xyrichtys novacula (pearly razorfish)
Lineage: Eukaryota; Metazoa; Chordata; Actinopteri; Labriformes; Labridae
Source: the annotation of a GenBank genome assembly